UUGUUCGACCCGAUCCGAUAAGAACAAAACCCUUUCUUCCUUUCCUCUCUCUCUCUCUGGUGUUUGAGCGCUCUGUGAAGAGCUUCGGUUUGGAAGGUUAGUUUAGCUUGUGCUCAGAGCUUUAGCGAUGGUAGCUACUUGUCUUCGCAAUGUUGCUGCUCUGACGGGUCGAGUUCAGAGAAACAUUGGAAUACCUGCUAUUGGUGAAAUAUCUGGAUUUUUUAUGGGAGAAAGGAAUCAAUCAAUUUUCACUUGCCUGUUCCAGGCCAAUCAGAAACGCUUGAUGACCAGAAGCAGAAGAGUGCAAGACAGGAGUAAGCUGAAAAGGAUCCAUGAUCUUGAGAUAGCAACAGAACGGUGGAAAGUAGUAUCGAAACUGCUGGCCAUGAUGGAAAUUCUCAAAAAAGAACCCGAGCAAAUAGUACCACUAAGAAGAUUAGAACAGUAUCGUCAGCAAAUUAAUUUGAAAAAGCCACAUAAAGUUUCAGACUUCAUACGCAAGUCCCCCAAGAUUUUUGAAUUAUAUCGGGACAAGAAUGGGGUUGUCUGGUGUGGGCUUACAAAGCGUGCUGAACAUCUUGUAGAGGAAGAGACUCGGCUUUUGGAAGAGCACACGGAAAAGGUGGUUGAGUAUGUGACUAGAUUCUUGAUGAUGUCCAUAGAUAAAAGGCUGCCUGUGGACAAGAUUGCGCAUUUUAGGCGGGACUUGGGUCUUCCUUAUGAUUUCAGGAACAAAUGGAUCCAUAUGUUUCCGGAGCAUUUUAGGGUUAUAAAAAUAGACGAUGUUGAAUACUUGGAGCUAACAUCUUGGAAUCCUUCUUGGGCAGUAACAGAGUUGGAGAAGAAAUCGGUUGCCGGGGCAAGUUCCGAGUUUCACUCUCCAGGAAUACUCACCCUUCCAUUUCCAAUGAAGUUCCCUCCGAACUUCAAGAAGAUUUUUAGAGAUGGUGGAAGAAUAGAACACUUUCAAAAGAGGCCUUAUCUAUCUCCUUAUGCUGACGCACGAGAUCUCAGCCCCGGGUCGCAAGAAUUUGAUAAGAGAGCGAUUGCGGUUAUGCAUGAGAUAUUGAGCUUUACACUUGAAAAGCGGCUUGUUACUGAUUUUCUCACACACUUCCGCUGGGAAUUUGUGAUGCCGCAGAAACUGAUGAGGCUUUUUUUGAAGCAUUAUGGCAUAUUUUAUGUUUCUGAAAGAGGAAAAAGAUUAAGCGUCUUCCUUUCCGAAGCAUAUGAAGGUUGUGAGUUGAUUGAGAAAAGUCCUUUGGUGCUCUGGAAGGAAAAAAUUUUAAGAUUAACAGGUUACCGUGGGAGACGAAAAAAGAUUGGGAAGUUUAAUGAGUUCUCUUACGAUGAUGAAGAAGAAGAAGAACAAGAAGAUGAAGAAGAAGAAGACAUUCUGUUCGGCGAUAAUGAUGAUUCUGAAAGUACCUUGGAGUUUGAGGAUGGCGAGAGUACUGAUGCCCUCGAAGAUGAUUGUCUUGCAGAUGAUUCUGAGAUGGACAUUGACAAGGUUGUGAUGCAUAUGAGGGUCUCGACUCCACUUGAGGUGUGAGAUUUUGUGCCGCAGAACUUUUUUUUUAUACUUUGUGAUACCACAUAAUAAAAAUUCAUAGAAUAUCACUGAAAUUAUUGUCGAUAUCAUUAUAAAUCUGCAUGAUAUCAACUAUAAUCUGUCAUUGCAUUUUGCUGCAUUCAUCAUUAUUCAAUGAAGCAAUAUAAAUGAUGUUCUGAUCAUCUGAAUCUAAUCA
Dioscorea cayenensis subsp. rotundata (Guinea yam) is the source of this 1748-nucleotide messenger RNA. Its product is annotated as protein WHAT'S THIS FACTOR 1 homolog, chloroplastic. The record is from RefSeq and is a predicted model, not a curated record. Gene Ontology annotation, molecular function: RNA binding. Bases 128 to 1552 code for a protein of 474 amino acids. NCBI's taxonomy places the organism in Eukaryota, Viridiplantae, Streptophyta, Magnoliopsida, Dioscoreales, Dioscoreaceae. The transcript is spliced from 2 exons.